AUGGCAUGCAAUGUUUACCUAACAUUCUUCCGCAAAUAUGACUCCGAGCAACUACGUCGACUCGAAUGGAAAUAUGUGCUUUGCUGUUACGGUGUUCCAUUCGUCCCAGCCUUCGCAUACUUCUUCAUCCAGACCCAAGCUCGGGGCCGAAUAUAUGGCUCCGCCCUCGUAAGCAGAACCCCAAAGUCCUCCCUUCUAUCACCCCAUGCUAAUCCAAUCAUCCCUCGACAGCUCUGGUGCUGGAUCUCUGUACAGUGGUCCUUCCUCCGCAUCGCCAUCUUCUACGGACCAGUCUGGCUCAUUAUCUCAUUGACCUUCGCCAUCUAUCUACGAGCAGGGACGGUGAUUUACCAGAAACGGCGCCAGCUUCGGAAUCUCGGCGGCAUUGACUCAGAUCUUGUCCCAGAAUCUCCCUUUGCUAUGUUGACUGGCAUUCAAGUUACCAGGGAGAUUGCCUGUUUCACUCCAGAGCGCCGAUCCUUGUCGGAGGGCAACGCGAGCGGGUUGCCGUCUAAUGCGUUCAGAGCAUACUCAGUCACGAUCGAGGGCGGUAGUACAGCCAACACGCUUCAAAAUUCGAGCUCAAAACCCGAUUCCAGCCCUCUUCAACAGGAUAAUUUUGGCAAGACUGGGCGGCCGGAUGGGGCAGACUCACAGCGGAGGUCGACGUCCACAGAAGCUAGUUCAGCAACGUGGGCAUAUACAAAAUACGCUAUGCUGUUCUUCAUUGCAUUGCUUGUUACAUGGGUAGGUCUAAUUGAAGCCGGUUAUAAUCUAAAAACUGCUGUCGGUUCUUUGUGUUGA
Messenger RNA from Penicillium psychrosexuale, 804 nucleotides. RefSeq names its product putative cAMP receptor-like protein. Gene Ontology annotation, molecular function: G protein-coupled receptor activity. Bases 1 to 804 code for a protein of 267 amino acids. Gene Ontology annotation, cellular component: plasma membrane. The record is from RefSeq and is a predicted model, not a curated record. Gene Ontology annotation, biological process: adenylate cyclase-activating G protein-coupled receptor signaling pathway. NCBI's taxonomy places the organism in Eukaryota, Fungi, Ascomycota, Eurotiomycetes, Eurotiales, Aspergillaceae. The transcript has a single exon.